This is a messenger RNA of Hippoglossus stenolepis (Pacific halibut), 1893 nucleotides long. RefSeq lists its product as uncharacterized. NCBI's taxonomy places the organism in Eukaryota, Metazoa, Chordata, Actinopteri, Pleuronectiformes, Pleuronectidae. The transcript has 2 exons. The record is from RefSeq and is a predicted model, not a curated record. Bases 913 to 1662 code for a protein of 249 amino acids.
AGUAAAACUUCAAGUCCCAUAAUGCACCACCAGCAGGCCAGUGCAGGCUGCUCAUUAUGACUUGAGUUGGGACACCUGCGGAUGAGGACUCUCAGCAAACGUCUCAGCAGAGAGAGAGAGGCAGGAGAGAGGAUUCAGCUCAUGGUACACCAAAGAAGCCACUGGUUUUCAACCUGAUGAACCAACCAGCAAACAAUGAACAAAUAAGGCAAAAUAAACAUUGAGCUGUGUUGAAAAGAGUUGUCCCGUGCGUCCUUUGGAGGUAAUGUACCAGGCCAUUGCAAGUUGGGCAGGAGUUGAAGGAAAAAAACCUAGGAACUUGACAGUUGAAAACCACGCGAAGCAGCCUGGACCUGAGGAUAAACGGCUUCAGACAUCCAGAGACAAGCUGUUGACGCAGAGGGAAUCAAAAUGGCAGAAGAUGCUCUGGGGAAGACGGUCAAGCAGCUCAAAAGAGAGAGGACCACUGCAAAAAGCAACUUCACCAGACAGGCCAACUUCAUUACCAGAGGGGUAAGCAGCAUGCUUGAAGCAGAGCUAAAGGGGGAGUUCACUAAACUCUCAGACUGAUUGAGACAACUGCUUGAUGCCAAUGAUGACUACAGGAUGGGACUGCUGGCUGAGAUUAAAAAGCCAGAGGAGGAGGAAGAAGAAGCAGUGCUUGAAAAGCAGCAAUAGGGCGACAUUGAGAGGACAGAAAAUGAAGCUGAAACAAAGUUUGAAGAAGUAAAAGAUACUGUCCGGACGAACCUGUGGUCAAGAUACGGCAAAAAUGAACUCAAAACUGCAAUCAUAGAAGCUGAAAAUGCCUGUGAUCAAGCAAAUAAUGUAGUUAUUGAAAGUACUAAUUUGGAGUGCUAUGAAGUGCACCUGACCCUCUUGGAGAAGUGGAUAAAGGAGCUCACCACAGUGAUGUCAGCUUGGGAGCGAUGGAUCCCUGCGUUAUUAAAGGAUGAGCUAGAUAACAGAAUCAAGGAUCUGAGAACAGCUAGCAACAGGCUUGAACAUAAAAGAGCUGAAUUCGUCACUGCACGGAGGAUUGCGGAACAAAUGCAAGCCACAGAAGUUUCAGGAGGUUGGAGGGGGAGGGCACUGCCCACACCAGCAACACCAAUCGUGAAGAUCAAGCCAACCACUCUGCCCAUCUUCAAUGGCUGCAAAAGGGAAUAUCACAGAUGGAGGAAAGACUGGGAGAGCCUACAAUGGCAAGGAGAGCCAACUGGAUCAGCUGAAGUCAAGAAAAUUCAGCUCCUGGACAGUGUGGAGGACAAGAUUUCAAAGGACCUCAGACUUUCAACAUACAACACUGCUGAAGAUAUAUUCAGAGUCAUGGAGAACAGGUAUGGCAACAAGUCAACUAUCGCCAUAGAAAUCCUUGAGGAGCUGGAGAAGAUACCACAUGUGAGGGGGAACCAGCCAAGGAGAGUCAUUGACCACAUACAGUCUGUGGAGAAGACCCUAGCAGAUCUCACAGAGCUGGGAAACUCUGGAGCCAUAAAGAACCCAUUGGUAAUUAAAUCUAUUGAGAGCAAGUUACCUGACUUUAUUAAAAGAGACUGGAUAAAGUUUAUGGUCAACCCUGCAAAUGAUGUCACUUCAGACAACCACUUUGACAUGCUCUUAAAAUUCCUAAAAAACCAGGAGGAAAUCCUUGAGGCUUGAACAGCUAAGGAUUGUGGAGAAGACGGAGAAAUCAGACCGUCCAGAAAAGAAAUAUGCUUCAACAAGAACCACAAAGAAAGGAGAGCUGGAAGAUGUGUGUGUGGUGUGUGUGGUGAUAGUGGACACAAUAACAAAAUUUUCUUCUGUAGGAAGUUCAAAGGGCUGAAGCUACCGGAAAAGAAAUCUGCCUUAAAAAAGCUAGUAGCGUGCAGAAAAUGUCUUGGAUGCCAC